AUGUUCUAUGAUAUCAAGCAAUCACAUUCAUUCAGCGUUCUUACGAUCUUCUCAGCGUCGAACUACUACGAACUCGGUAGUAAUCGAGGCGCAUACGUCAAGUUCAUAGGACGCAGUAAACAGCCACAUAUUGUACAGUACAUGGCAACGAAGACACAUCGCAAGAGCACAUUACGGGAACGGCUGAGUCUUGUCGAAGAGUCUGCUGUACGAGAAGUGAAGGAAAAGCUGGGUGCAUUCAGCAACGAGCUAGAGAAGGAAUUCCAAAAAUACGAUCCACAAGGGAAAGCCAUCCAUGAAGAUGGAAAGCAUGUCCUUUAUCACAACAGCCUCUCUCACGUGCAGCUCGGAAAAGCCAAGAAACAAGAUAGAGACGUUGUCGAAUCGCUUUAUCGGCAUAAAAGUACGCUCGAGACGUUGUUUCGGUUUAUGGACAAGGACAACUCAGGACAAGUCUCCAUGCAAGAGUUUAUAGAUGCCAUCCAGGUACUUAAACACGAAAAUUAA
Messenger RNA from Cylicostephanus goldi, 507 nucleotides. The record is from the annotation of a GenBank genome assembly. NCBI's taxonomy places the organism in Eukaryota, Metazoa, Nematoda, Chromadorea, Rhabditida, Strongylidae.